CAACACCAUCGCAGGCGCGAAAUCCAACAUGGCGCUCUCCACAUCUUUUCAAGAGAUCCUGAUUUUGAGAGGAGAAACACACCGUUGGAAAGAUCUUACAAUAAAUUCAGGCGGCACACAGGGUGUCCUUCAAGAUGUCAAUGUCGCUGAUAGCGCUGGAGGGUUCACUUACAAGGACAGCCACAAGGUCAACAGUGUAACUGCUAAUAGAUUUAUUUAUUGGCGUACGUCCCAGAACCGCGUCGAGCUGGUCGAGAGCUCCCUGAACCACAAUCUCCAUGGCAACGCUCUGCGGCUCAACUUCCAGGGUUCUCCCAUCAUCCCGCGGGUGUCAAUUCAUGAGACCCAUUCACACGUGGUGAUACUCAUCGCUACGUUCACAUCAGUCCACCGUCUUCCGUUCCCGCACCCCAACAAGCUGACGAGGCAGGAUACCAACGCUCAACUCUCAGGCUCCGACCUUGCCUCAAUCUUUGCCGAUGCUUCGGUGACAAACUUCCGUGAUGCAUCCAAUAUGCAUGAGAUUGUUCAGAGCGGGUCACAGACCUACGAGUUCCAGGCUUGUGGGUCUUGGUUAACUGCUGAUGGCGAGGCCUGGUUUGCGCUCUCUGUGAGGACUGGAAGUCUGGUACUAGUCAAGAUGGCUCCUCUAGGCUUAAGGGGUAUUACUACACAAAAUGAAGUCAAGGAAUCUUCUAUUAUGGAGCGUUUAUGGACAGGACUUGUUCCAGUCUCUAUCAGGAGAGACCAGGACGCUAUCUACCUAGCCCAGAGUGUAGCUGUCCGUCCUCUAGGCCAGGAUAUGAUGGCUUUCUGCGUUUGCCGGGAUCACAAACUAAGGAUCUGGUCCUGCAAGAACUUGAAUUGCCUUAUCACCAGUGAUCUAACCAGCUUCCUGCCAGAGGGCAUGAUGGGAAUGGAUGAUCAGCCAAUCCUGCGUCACGAGAUUCGGGUCAUUCAAGGGUCAACGAUCUCAAGUCUGACUCUCGGUGUCUACUUAACCAUCUCACAUUUUUCGCUGUUUCUGAUACUGGAACAGCGAUGGCAGGAUGGACAAUGCCGUCUGUGCCAUGUGACCACGUUAGACGAUGUCAAAGGUCAAACACUGGUUGACUUCACAAUGACGAGCUCCCAUGUCGUCGCUAUGUGGGGUUUACCUGAUGGUCGCACUGUGGUGAAGAGUACAUGCUAUUCAAAGCAAAGAACGGAAGGAUGGCUACCUGUAUACCUGGAAACUGACCAGCUGACCAGUGUCCAAGUUCCAUCAUUUCUCGACCCUCGGGAAGCCUAUUUGGAUCACAUCUUUAAGCCUGGAAGGUUCUCGGUUCAAACCAUUCUCAAAGCUCUUCAUACAUACAGCCGUUCAACUGGCUCAGAUCUCGGAAGUCUGAUGGAGGUUGAUCUUCCCGACCCUUCGGUUCUGCGUCAGGAUGCGUCCAUCGUCGUGGAAACAGAGAUACAACAGAGGGUUGGCGGAGGGGAAGUAUCCCAGGGGGAGUACAGGCAACUGGUGGAACAGAGCAUGAGCAAGUUUUUAGCAUGUUGCGUGGAAUAUCAUCAAGUCGCCAACAAGCCAUUAGGGUUUUUCUUAGAUUCUAACACACACAUGCCAUGCCUCAUCAAAAGAAAUCUGAUAUCAGUUCUUCAGCCAGUAGGUCUGGUGGAGGACAUCCACAUGGGAAUCAAGAGAGUGUUUAGUAUGGAAGAUCUGGGAUUAGAACUGUCUGAUCAAGACCCCACCAUCAUCCAGGACAUCCAAUCACUCCAGGAAUGCAUCAAUCUUCUCUCAUCGUCUUCCGUUGCCAUGGAAAUGCAAGGAUUCGUAGACUCUCUCAUGCAGCUCCAGCCUCCGAUGGAUAUCGCCCAGAAACUCGCCAGCAGCAUCAUCAUAUCGAAUGGUCCACAGAAUCAAGUUAUAAGGGAGCAGGUUUCACAAGCUCUUAGUAGGAUUAUGGACCCAACGGGAGUUUUCAGAACAGUUCUUCACCUUGUCGACGUCGCAGGAGGUGAACCUGAAAAUCUUCUCGCUGAAUUGAGUCAUCUUGGCCAAGGCAUUGCCCAUAGUCCCACACACCAUACUCUGAGUAGUGACCUCUCUGUAGUCUGCAUGGCUGCGGGCUUCGCAAGGUUCUCCCAACUCAGGCUGGAAUUCAUGCAGUUUCUUCUGGUUCUCGAGUGUCUGAUCUUGAGACUAGAAUCGCAGCUACCAUGGUCUGCUGAAUGCAUUAAGAAGUUAACCUGUGAUGUAAUACCAGAAACGUGCACCAUCCUCCAAGCCUACCACUCUCUAUUCUGGGUGUCAUCCUGUGUGUCAAGUCCAGUACAAACAAAGACUGUGGAAUUUCACCUGAGGCAGAUGGCAGUCCUUGAAAUCUCCACAGACAACAGCCAAACCUCCCCGUCUUCAUCGUGGACUAGUCCACCCUCACCCACCCUGGUUGAGUUGUUCCUACAGGGAAGUGGAGGGAGCUAUGUCCGUUCCAUUCUAGCAAAGAGGGCGAACAGGAGAGCGGAGGGACUGCAGGAUUGGGGUAAAUUCUUCCCAGGAGCAGUGAAGGCACUGGCUCAGUUAAUCUGGCCAAUCAGUGCCAACUUCCUGUUUGCGGAGUAUUUGAUGUCAAAGUGCCAGUAUACACAACUACAGGGUUACAUCCGUCUCCUGUCGCCAUGGUGCGAGUGGAACGCAGCGUCCCGUCAGUUCCUACGAGCUCACUGCUACCUGAACACCGGUGAGCCUGUCAAAGCCUUGGGAUGCUUCCAGGAGGCGAGUCAGAGAAUAGGAGCAGAGGAUUUCCUGCUGAAUAGGCUUCUAAGAACUACGGAGCUACAGGGGAAGAAGCUGGAGACCCUUUACCAUCUGAAGGUGAUUGGUCUGCUGGAGCAGUUUGAAUUGCGAGAGCUUGUGAUCUCAUUGGCUAAGACUGCUUUGAGUGCUGCUGAUACAGAUGACCCCAAUCUGCCAACCUUGUGGGUGAAAAUAUUCAAGUACCAUCUUGAACUGGGUCACAAUGAUGAGGCUUACUCAGCCAUGACCUCUAACCCUGACCCUGAAAGGAGGAGAGACUGUUUACGUCAGUUUGUUGUGGUUUUAUGUGAGCAAGGACGGAUGAAACAACUCUGCCAGUAUCCCUACAUUGAUCUUCAUGAUGAGAUUGUUGGCAUCAUUGAGUCGAGAGCUCGGUCUGUGGAUCUAUUAACUAUCAAUUACUAUGACCUGCUCUUUGCAUUCCAUACAAUAAGAGGCAACUAUAGACAGGCUGGUAGCGUCAUGUACGAGCAAGCGACCCGACUGGCUCAGGAGAUCGUCGGGGUGGAGAGCCUGAAGAGACAAGAAAGCUGCUACCUCACUGCCAUGAAUUCACUUAGGUUGCUACAUACGGAUAAUGCUUGGAUUGUCAAACCUGCAGCCAGCGAAAUGGAAGGCAUUAAAACUGAGGACAUGAAUGGGCUAUCACCCAAGAGAGACUAUGAGGGCACCCCUCUCAGUGACCCAGUUCCAAGGCGGAAAGUCGAUGUUCUGGAGCUUGGCGAUUUGGAGAAAGAGUACCAGCUGAUAUCUGCUAAGAUCAAACUAGCCAAUCACCAGCCUGAUAUGGCUCAUGUGACAACUUCUAAGAUGUCUGUUGAUGAAACGGUGAGCUUCUUGGUUCAGAGCGGGCUCUAUGACACAGCCAUUGAUGUUUGCAAGACAUUCAGGUUGCCUCUCAGCCCGGUGUUUGAAAGCCUGGCCCAUAGAUGUGUAAAACUAUCCCGCAACGGAGCAGACAGCGGCAGCUGGAAAUGGCUUGCUUCAAAUGACAUCGGCUCCCUAAACCUAGGUAGAGAAGCAACAGCUGCAGAACUUGCCUGGCAUCUCUUACAGAUGUAUCUAGAGAGGUAUGAUCAAAAGGGUGACCAUAUGAAUUACAGGAUUGUGAUCAAGAAACUACUCUCUCUUGGCUUUCAACUUCCACAAUGGGUCAUUAAUUCCUACAAGAAACUGGACCCUGGCAAUCUGCUCUUCCUGUAUAUAACCUUUGACCUUUUGGAAGAAGCUGCCAAUUUAGGAGUUGAGUUUAUUGAUGCUGUCCUUGGAAGGGGAAUGGAAUACUUUGGUCUCAAGAACCCGAUACGUCCAACGGAUCCCAGUGUGUGGCUUCCAUAUACUCACUUAGACCAUCUUUUAAAUGCCUUGAGAGAGACAAGAAAUGAUCCAGAACUUAUCAAGCUUCACAAUGUUCUGAAGAGCAAGCUGGAUGAGUAUCACAGAAACGCUGCAUCGAUCUCAAAGGAGAUGAUAUCGAUCGCUCACACAAAACAGCAAAUAGGACGAUGAGAAGCCAAUCUUAU
Messenger RNA from Lytechinus variegatus (green sea urchin), 4329 nucleotides. RefSeq names its product nuclear pore complex protein Nup160-like. Gene Ontology annotation, cellular component: nuclear pore. The transcript has 33 exons. The record is from RefSeq and is a predicted model, not a curated record. Gene Ontology annotation, molecular function: structural constituent of nuclear pore. Lineage: Eukaryota; Metazoa; Echinodermata; Echinoidea; Temnopleuroida; Toxopneustidae. Bases 29 to 4315 code for a protein of 1428 amino acids.